Molecule: messenger RNA, 1579 nt
Organism: Olea europaea var. sylvestris
Lineage: Eukaryota; Viridiplantae; Streptophyta; Magnoliopsida; Lamiales; Oleaceae
Product: protein FAR-RED IMPAIRED RESPONSE 1-like
Exons: 2
Coding region: 457-1416 (319 amino acids)
Source: RefSeq, a predicted model, not a curated record
GCUGGAAGAAACGAGGGAAAAUUUUGGUUUCGACCUCAUAACCCGCCAAAUCUCUCUUCUCCUCCCAAAAUGGAAGCCCUAAAGUUGUAGUGGAGAUUAGCUGCUCCACUUUUUCGAAUUGAAGAGCACCAUUUGCUGGACAACCGUCAGUCUUCCAGUCGUGCAACGACUUCACUGUCUUCUCCAGUCCAGCGGCCAUAUUUGUGCAGCGACUUCACAAUCUUCUCCAGUCCAGCGGCCAUAUUUUCAGUGUUUGAGCAAUCGUGCAACGACUUCAUUGUCUUCUCCAGUCCGGCGGCCAUAGUUUCAGUGUUUGAGCAACCAUUUCUGAAUCUUCCAGCGGUGCGAGCGACUUCACUAUCUUCCCCAGUCCGACAGCGAUUUUUUCAGUGUUUGAGCAACCAUUUCUCAUUCUUCCAGACCAGAGGAGCCAAUUUGGUUGCAACACAUGGAAGUAUGGAAGAUGCGAAUGAAGAUCCGUUAUUGUUGUCCGAUGAUGAGAUAGUUGGGGAUAAUAUUGAUAGUAUGGACAGAGAACUGUUAGGAGAAGAUAAAGAGGUUGCUCCGGAGGUAGGUAUGAUUUUCGAUGGUGAAAAAGAGUUGUUUGACUUUUAUAAGAGAUAUGCUUAUGCCGUCGGCUUUCCCGUGAAGAAAAGGAAUUCAAAAAAGGGUGACGAUGGAGUUGUUAGAUUUAUCACAUUCACAUGUAGCCGUGAAGGACGAAGUGGCAGUAACACAAGUAGUACUUUGAAGCCGCAACCAACAAGUCAAAUAGAUUGUAAAGCAAGAAUAUCUGCAUCUGCAGAUAAAGUUGGGAAAUGGAGAAUUAACACCGUCUAUCUCGAGCAUAAUCAUAAAACAAGUCCUUCGAAGUCGAGGUUGUUUCGAUGUAACAGAGAAUUGACUGCAAAUGCGAAGAGAAAGCUUGAAUUAAAUGAUAUGGCAGGAAUUCCGUUGCACAAAAGUUACAACUCCGUAGUUGUGGAAGCAUGGGGGUAUAAUAAUUUGACUUAUGUUGAGAGGGAUUGUCGCAACUAUAUUGAACAAGUAAGACGGUUACGACUUGGAGAAGGAGACGCCGCAGCUUUACAAUCCUACUUUUCAAAGAUGCAAGCACGGUGUUCGGGAUUUUAUUUCAGUAUGGAUUUGGAUGAUGAGUCACGGCUUCGAAAUAUAUUUUGGGCAGAUAACAGAUGUAGGCAAGCAUACAAGGAGUUUGGCGAUGUUGUUACCUUUGACACGACGUAUUUACAAAUAAGUACGACAUGCCUUUCGCUCCUUUUGUCGGAGUUAAUCACCAUGGACAAUCAAUACUGCUUGGUUGUGGUUUGUUGUCGAAUGAGAACACGGAUACAUUUGUGUGGUUGUUCAAGACAUGGCUCGAGUGCAUGCAUGGCCAGCCUCCCCACGAAAUAAUUACGGAUCAUGAUAGGGCCAUGCAGAAUGCGAUUGAGAUUGUGUUUCCAAAUACUAAACAUAGAUGGUGUUUAUGGCAUAUUAUGAAGAAGUUGCCAGAAAAAUUUGGCUAUCAUGUUGACAAAGGUUCGAUAUUCUCAUCUAUACACAACUUGGUCUAUGA